UGAUGUUCAGUGGAAUAUUCCUAUAAAGUAGUUUCAAAAUUGCAACGCAAUUAACUUUCUUCAAGAGUAACUACACCCUCAAAUUCUGCUAGAACCCAACAUAUUUUAAAACACUGUAAGGAUUAAACAGCGCGUUUAUCUGCUCUAACGUUAGCAUGUCCAGCUAAGUAGCUUACUACCUACAGUCCUUACCGCGCUUUACAUCCAAGGCCGAGAGUUAGCAAACAUAACGUUUUUCCUGUUAAUGGAUCGUCAGCUGAUGAGGAUGCUGACUUUUUGCCUGGGACCUGUUAGCCUUUAGCGUCACCGACCUAUGAAUCGCUGCCCACAUCGAUCAGAGAGUCGAGAUAAAAGAAAUGGCAGUCAGACGAUCAAACAUUAGCCUCAGUCUUUUUUGCAUCAUUACACAGUGCCGAGUUAGCGUUUGAAUCAUUCACUACAAAUCACUGAACUGUGUCCUCUGACGGUCCAAACUCCAGAUGGGAGAAGCUCUCAGUUCAUCACUGUGUUAUUUUAUUUUAUUUCUUGCUCACAGCAUUUGUGAUUUUCAGGCCUUUUGCCCCGAAGUUUGCCUGCCAGGCGACGUGCAGCUUGCGACGAAGCCUGCAGACACUACUCGGGGCCAAAAAAAACAAAACAAGAUAAUUCUCCUAAAAAGACGCUUGAACUGAUCACCAGUCAAAGAUAAAGCAGUAAAAGGUGUCUGUUUCAUCUGUUUGUAGUAAAGAAAUUAAAUAUAUUACGAGUUUAAGGCUCAUUGUUGACAUUGGAAAUAUUAGUUUGAAACACUUUUAUAUAACAAGGAAAUUAUAGGUGAUUAUUAUGAUAACCAGUUUAAUCAUAAUUCAUUAUUUGCUAGAUUGGUUAAAUGUAUAUAAAUGAAAGACAAUAACAUUUAUAUCACUUGUAUUUAUGUGUCGCUGUUUUCUUCUGUUUAGAGAGUUUUUAAUCAGAGUAAAUCAAACUAAAACUAAAACAACGGGGAAUUAGUAAAACUUAUAGAUGGAAACAAACCCGAGGAGGAGUGGACUGUAGGUUUAAGUCACGCUGCCUUUUAACUAUCAAACAAUAAUUAAGUGAAACCUUGGAGUGCGUUUGGUAGAUUUCUAAGGCGACGGUUCGUUCCACCCGAGAGAAAACAGAAACCUGAUUGUGCCAUAAAGUCAGAGAGCAGAUAAAAGCUUUUCCUGUGAAUCACAGUUUGUAUUGUGAGUUUGAGUUAAACAUUAACAGAAGGGCAGUGGCCUGCUGCUUCACCUGACACUCCAACAACACCUGAGCCGCUGCUGCUAGUUUCACACUCAGGGUUUGAAGUCUGAAGUCGACCUCUGAAGCUUCAGGUUUAACUCUUGUGAACUUAGUUUUCUCUUCAGUCAGAGCGGAGAACCAGCGAUGGGAAAACUCUGUGCAGCGACGUCCUGGUUGUUGCUGACAGUCGGAGCGGUGGCGGCCCAGACAGCUCAGACUCAGAUCAGCGAGAAUCUGCUGCCUCAGUGGCUCACCGGCAUCAUCGCCGUCUCCGCCUUCCUCUUCCUCAGCUUCGUCGGCCUCCUGGUGAAGAAAGCCUGGUGUGAGGAGUCCAGCAGGAGGAAGACCAGUGUGGAGUCACUGAGAGAAAAUGACCGCGCCAUGACCGAAAACCCCUACGAGAGCAACGAAAACCCCUAUGAGAGCAACGAAAACCCCUACGAGACCAACCUGGACAUGGUCAGGAGCAAAGAAGACACGAACGCCUUCGACAACCCGGCGACUGACAGCACUGACGACAGAGUUACCUCCUUGUGACCGUCCCGCACUGCUCCCAUUGGCUGUCUGAACGUCGUCUCCCCAGCUGUGGACUGAGAGGCACAAAACACACAGAAAAUUAUUUUUUAUAGAAAAAACGUAGUUACAGAUUUUUUAUUUUGUCUUUGUUUUGUCGUACCUGUUGUCCCUCCGGCGGGCGGAGCUUACUAUGAACAACUUCAGAUAUCAUCCGUGUUGAAUUUACUUACAAAUAUCUUCUGUACAGAUGUUUUUCUGUUUUCAGUGUAAUCGUCAAAUGCAGAAAAAUUCAUGAUGUUAUAUGGAUUAUUAAUCAUUUAGUAGAUCUGUGUUUCAGAGCAGUCAAGAGGAAAAGCAGCUGUCUGUCCCGUGAUCUCUGUGUUCAUUAACAACUUCUCUCUUCUAACAAAUAA
Messenger RNA from Siniperca chuatsi (mandarin fish), 2177 nucleotides. It is a transcript of the gene pdzk1ip1, whose product is annotated as PDZK1 interacting protein 1. The record is from RefSeq and is a predicted model, not a curated record. The transcript has 4 exons. Bases 1393 to 1785 code for a protein of 130 amino acids. NCBI's taxonomy places the organism in Eukaryota, Metazoa, Chordata, Actinopteri, Centrarchiformes, Sinipercidae.